CACUGUAGUGACGUGGUGAUCUCAGGAUGAAAUUGCUGGUGCUGGUGUUGUGCUGUGGGCUUUUGACCACGGUCCAGGCCGUGAAUGAGGAUGACGCUCGUCUCAUCGCCAAGAGGACGACGAAGACAUGGUACCAGUUAACCACCACCACCACUGUGGUGCCCCUCACUUGCGCCCUCUUCACCAGCACCAACCCCUGCCGCAGAAGGCGGCUCCGAAGGUUCAACGCCGUAAAACCCUUGGGAAAGUCUUUGGAUGGUUCGGCUGAGUUGACUGGCACUCUGAGUGAAGGAAAGAGUAUUGGAGAGCUGGAAGAGGGAGGAGACAGUUCAGGUCGAGGGUUGGCCAUCACUUUCGUCACCACCACCACCAGCACCUACACCGUCACCUCCCAAUCCAUCAACUCCUCCACUACCUUCUCCCUCUCUUUCUACUGCUCGGCAGCGAACGCAGUCAUACCUCCCGCAUGCGGUUAAAUUGGCCGGCCAUAUGCUGCUAGGCUGGCCAACAUGCGGCUAGGUCGGCCAGCAUGCGGCUAGGUUGGCCAACAUGCGGCUAGGCUGGCCAACAUGCGGCUAGGCUGGCCAACAUGCGGCUAGGCUGGCCAACAUGCGGCUAGGUUAGCCUGUAUACAGACUGUCGUCUCCUUCAAUUCAGAAAUUACUCUCAAUCUCCCUGUAACCAGGAUCUCUGCUGUAUGGUAGUCACUUCUGACUGACUCGCCAUAUAUUAAACGUUUCACUUAUAAAACUAAUAUUUAUACUUCAAUCACUCCCUCGUGAUUAAUCAGAAAAUAAUAUUCCUUGAAUUGUAUAUGUAGUAAUGCUUUGUAUAACAUGUAUGAGGGGUCAUUAUGUAGUGCAAAAUACACACUAUAAAUACAUUAUUUUGUUUAUUAAAGUAGCAAUUACAUCAAUGUGUACUCUAUGCUGCUUAUCUUUUUUGUAUAUUACUGUCUUAUCAAUUUUUUUUCCCAAAUCAAUAAAAUAUCC
This is a messenger RNA of Cherax quadricarinatus, 992 nucleotides long. Lineage: Eukaryota; Metazoa; Arthropoda; Malacostraca; Decapoda; Parastacidae. The record is from RefSeq and is a predicted model, not a curated record.